Messenger RNA from Gordionus sp. m RMFG-2023, 7055 nucleotides. Its product is annotated as neogenin-like. The record is from RefSeq and is a predicted model, not a curated record. Gene Ontology annotation, biological process: axon guidance; neuron migration; cell-cell adhesion. Bases 321 to 6335 code for a protein of 2004 amino acids. Gene Ontology annotation, cellular component: cell surface; axonal growth cone; plasma membrane. Gene Ontology annotation, molecular function: protein binding. The transcript has 27 exons. Lineage: Eukaryota; Metazoa; Nematomorpha; Gordioida; Chordodea; Parachordodidae.
AAAGUUUUUCUUUUUUUUCUCGUCCCAUUUUAAGAUACGUACAAACAAAAAAAAAUAUCGAUUCACAUAAUUUGUUAUAAACUUUCUAUUAAAAGAAAACUGUGUUAAACUUAAAAAAACAAAUGUAAUGUAAGAAUAUUAGUAAGAAAUAUCAUGUACCUAAUUAGGACUUCUAUAAACCUCUGUGCGCGGAUAUUAUAGUUAGUAAACUGAACCUUUAAUUAACCCCCCUCUAACCAUUUACUCGGACAACUAUGACAGGCAGGAUUAACGACAUUUUAGAUUCUUCUAUGUGAAGUGGUGAGGAAAUCGCAUAAUUAAUGGAAUAUUUCUUAGCCUUGUAUUACACUACGUAUUACGCGUUACUAUUACAAACGUUAAUCGGUUUAGGGCAGUUAUCUUCGAUCCGCACGCUAAACGCUUCGACGACGCCUUCUCUAACGCCCAAUAUAUCCUUCGAUUUGACCGAGAAGGACGUCAUCUUAUUCGAUCGCGAUAACCCGAUUACGGAAAAUACCGUUAUAACCUUUAACGGCCAGUCGGUUAUUUUAAACUGUUCGGUUCACAAGAACGAUUCCGUCAAGAUCAGGUAUGAUUGGCUCAAGGACGGACAUCUGCUGCCUCCAUUUACGUCGCCUUAUAGAAGGUCGAUAAACGUUCGAACGGGGCAAUUGACGAUUAAAGAUGUGCGGGCGGAUAAUAAGGAUUCCGCCUACUACGAUUCCGGGACUUAUCAAUGCAUGGUAACCGUAGAUCGACCCGGCGCCCAUCUAUGUCUGCUGAGUUCUCAUAUCAAGCUAGUCGUUGCCAGCUUAGGCCCUCUCAUUCCAUCUCCUAGCCCUUUCUCGCUCUUCUCCCCUUCUCCGUCGUCCAAAUUUUCAACGCCCAUCCACCCGUUAAUCAUUCCAAUUUUCUGCCGAACGAAACAAAUCCAGGGCCCGACGAUAGCCCCACUUCAAGUCACGUGGUUAAAGGAUGGUGCCGUCUUGAAGAUAACGCCAAAUGUUUACGGUGUUAUUCCUUUAGCCGGGAACGAGGAAGGCUACGCCGGAGAAAUAUUGCUAGUUAUUCAUGACGGAAAAACGCGUAAAGAGGGAAAUAACCCGAAUGGGAAAUAUAGGUGCAAGAUUGAAAUUCCGCUCGAGGCAGAGUACAGUCCCGAAGUCGUAGUGGAUUUCAAAAAAAACGUUAUGGACACGACCCUGGCAGAACCCUUCUUUUUGGUCAAGCCUUGGGACAUCACUUACACUCUUUCUCGGUCGUCUAGCCAACCUUUGUCAGAUUUCAUGGAUAAUUCCCAAAACAUACCGAUUCCAAAUGAGGAUUUACAUCCUCCCCAUGGGAUACGAAUUCCCUGCGUCGUUUCCGGCUUUCCCGUACCCGACAUAGUUUGGCUUAAAAACGGGUUGGAAUUGUCGCGGAACCAUUCUAACAACUCUUCAAAAUAUCGAAUCGUAAAAGCUUACGCCUCCGCUUCCUUUCUCCACAUAAUGGAACCCACGGUUCACGACGCGGGUAUCUACACCUGUAGAACUUUUAAUACCGAAGACUCUGUCGACGCAUCUAUCCAUGUCAAAAUUUUAGUGCCACCCUCUUUACUCCUAACACCGGUCCAUUUCAAACACCUGAAAGCUGACAGCGAUCUUUCCCUGACUUGCUUAGCCCUCGGUCACCCCAAACCCGUUAUAACUUGGUUCAAAGACGGGGUUUUGAUCGACUCGGACUCCGAUUACAUCCGCAUAGACUCGAGGAACAAUCAACCAUUCUUGUCCCGUUUUUUCCGUUUCUCCCAACUGAACUGGGAAAAUUUGAGGGAAUAUCUAACCGUGAGUCGCCUUCACAUCUUGGGCACCGUGGCCUCCGAUUCGGGCUUUUACCAAUGUUUCGCGGGUCACCAAAAUUUGGACAAAAAGCCUUUUUACACUGUCACGAGCGAAGUUUUGUUGUCCUGCGAUGGUACAGCCGACAGGGAAACCGUGGCAGAAGAGCUCACAAGAACGACGAACAGCAACGCCCUUCUAGAAAGUUCGGCCACUGAGAUAAACAAUAAAUUGGUGGAGAAUAAAUUCGCGUCCCCGUCGCUCAAAUUGAUUCGCAAGACUAACCAAACCGUAAUGCUGGAAUGGUCGUUGCCCGCCAACGCGCUUUACGGGGAGUAUCACAUUCAAUACGGACCUGUCAAUUCUAAAAGGAGGCGAAAAAUAGAGAUAAAUUAUCCGUCGACCACCGAGUCCCCUUCCUCGCCCGUUCUUGGAGGACAAAUAUCGAUGACCGGGCUUACCCCAGAUACCGAAUACCGGUUCGAGUUGCUUAAUCGCCGUUCGGAUAAGGCGAACUUUAACGUGUUAUUGGUUCGAACUCUGGGCACACCUAAGUUAGCGGUGAAUCACGUGACUUCGGAGCCUGGACCUCCCACCAAUUUAAAGGCUUGGCCAACUUCGUCCACCUCCAUCAAGAUCACGUGGGAGCCUCCCGUUUUCCCCGAUAAAAGGACGUUCGUUUUUACGGUUCACAUCAAGAGGCUGGGUAGCGCUCUGGCCUAUUUUUAUUACCUUUCAUCCCGACGGUACGCCGAAAGGCCUAAAGCAUGGCGGACCGGUGAAUCUAGAUUCUCGGAUCCCUUCGAUUACGAUUCCGAUAAUAAUAAUAGGAGACGUAUCUUCGAGACGUUGGAGAGUACUAGGCGGAAAAGAGAUUACUUAGAUGACUUCCACCUAAAUGAACAAUACCUCAGCGAUGUUCUAGUACUACACGAUUAUGCCGUUACUAAUGCGUCACUUAAGACCCCUAUCAAGCGAAGCCCCGUCUCACCACAAUGGCCCCUGUACGAACAAAGUUACGACUUCCGGCCGGAAAGCGAUCUCCAUAUGCCAGAAGCUGAAAACGGGGAAACUGAGGGCAGCGAAGAGGCGGUGAAUGUGCGUGGACUAUGGUACCACGCGUCCCAUCUGAUUCCAUUUUCUUACUAUUCCGUGCGUGUAUCGGCACUGCUCGUAACGGACGAUGAUAAACCUGGUGCGGAAAAAAGUUUUAUCACUUCCCCCACGCCCCGCCUUAUUGUCCGCACGCUCUCUGACGUGCCCUCCGCUCCACCACUUAACGUUACUUUGGCUCCACUUUCUUCAUCCGCCAUUAUUGCUCGAUGGCAGCCACCACUUAUUGCCACCUUGAACGGUAUUUUGACUGGUUACAAGGUCCGUUUUCGCGGUCCAACGCCCGACGACCGGGGAGUCAUAACUGUGGAUGCUCGAGAAACUCGCGCAGCUAUAAGCGGCUUAAAAGAAGGAGUCCGAUACGCCGUCCGCGUGUCCGCUAUAACUGUCAAUGGAUCGGGUGUACCUUCAGAGUGGGUCAGUUUUACUCUUCCUCCCGUGUAUUUCGCCCGACACCUAGACGAGUCCCGUGUACCAGACUCUCCUGGUUCCUUGAAAGUAUUACCUUUGCGAGGCGGGGCGAAAAUAUUCGUCCGUUGGACUGCUCCCGCCAAUCACAAUGACAUCCUGGUACGCGGGUAUACCUUAGGUUACGGCAUAGGCGUUCCCGACAUUUUUUCGCGCGUGCUCUCUCCGGCGGUCACUUCUUACACCCUAGUGGACCUAGUUCCGGGGUCGGAGUACGUUAUAAGCCUUCGAGCCUUUAACAAUAGGGGAAAUGGGAGGGAAAGGCUGGAGACCGUGAAGACAUUGCCUAAAUACGGUUCGUUGAGGGAUAACGACGAAGGCGACGGGAGGGAGGAAGAAUCCGUUUUGCUACCUCCCAUAGGUCUGGAAGCAUUGACCAUGUCGGAAAGCGUCAUCUCACUCUCGUGGUCCGACACCGCCGAUCUUUCUAUGUUGACCUUCUCUGAUUUGCGUAGUCUGAACAGGCUCGAAACUCGCCUCUACACCGUCAGGUACAAUCCUUCUUCCGCGUCUCUUCCCUUCAUGUCUUCCGACGACUUACAUUCUACGAGUAGCAGCAUAUACAAGUACAUCAACGUGACGCGACAGACGAAAUCCGUCAUUCAAGGGUUAAAGCCCAACACUCAAUACGAAUUCGUCGUUAAAGUAGCAGUGAUUCAAUCUCUCCCCAAUAUUCCGUCCGUUCAAAAUAGCGAUAAGAAUACCGACGCGUUGGGAAUAAUUAUCACUGUCAAAAGUAGCACAUGGAGCCUUUCGGCCUUCAACACCACGGGCGAGGCCCCUCCCGGCUCGCCUCCGAGGGAUUUGACCGUAUUCGGGCUCGAACCCGAGCCACCGCUCCUGUCCAAGUCAUCGACGUUGACAUCUCCGCCGAGGAGGACGAGCGACAAAGGGGGAGAUGGCCGUAGCUGUUGCUCGGUCUUCGUUAACUGGCAGCCCCCAAAGCAAGCCAACGGCAAAAUAAUGGGUUACCUCGUUUUCUACACCACCCAAGCCCAGAGACCGGAUAGGGAAUGGAUCGUGGAGACCGUUAAGGGUCAUCAGCUGACUACACUAGUCAGGGAAUUAACGCCCGAUACCUCUUACCAUUUCAAGAUACAAGCCCGCAACUCUAAAGGGUUCGGUCCUCUCUCCCCCGUCGUAUAUUUCAAGACGCCCUCCGUUCCCAACACUAUGCUCGGUCAAUUUAAACAGAUGGAUCAAGUCAUGAUCUCCAACGAAAAUUCUGAAGCUGGACUAAUAUUAGAAGAUCCGGAGAACCAUCCCUCGAAAAGAGAUGAGAAUUCCGCCAGCGGCAGUUCUUCGUCCAAGCGCGUACUUUAUAUGGCAUCAGCGGGGGCCGCCGUGUGCCUACUCUUUCUACUUUCUUUGGCAGCCUUUCUCUUGACUCUUGCCAGACGUCGCCGUCGCAAUAUUUAUAAAGACAACGUGGCACCUCGCCGCGAAUCCGCUUCUAAAAGCCCGCGCCCAUGGCACAAGGAUCGCUCAGAAGAGCUGGCCAUCGAUUACGACGAACGAGGAAAAUACGACGUGGAGGCGGAAUACGGAGUAGCUUCUUCGUGCGACCCUCGCGAUUACGAGUUGCGAAGCGAAUUUUCGGAUUUUAGCAAUCAACCGCGAGGUCAAACAUCGAGCAAACAGCACCAAAACUCGCUCCUCAACAAAAUGUCUACGGGAGGCGUGGCCCCUUCGCCAUCACCCCUCACUCCUUCCUCCCUUUUCCUUCAUCUCCAUUCCUGUCAAUCGCAUCAUUCUCGUGACACUUCUUAUACCGUCGUGGAUUCUACCCCUUGCGGUCACCACCAUAGCCAAAAUCAUUGUGCCAACAAUCGCCUUAAUAAUCAUUCGAUGAAUCAUUCCCAGCGCUUCCUCAAAUCUUUAAAUAAUGGAACUAGUAGUUUGCGCCUCCCUCACCAUGAACAAUCUCCGCCUUAUCUCCUAGAGGAUCAAGAAGAAACGCAACAACAAGAAAGAAGGGAAAGGGAAAACAUGGCUACUUGUAUUCUCAACCCUAACUCAAAUAAUUACAAUUAUUGUUCCACGUGCCGUCACCGCGCGCUUCAGGAUGGCGCGUCGAGCGGCACCGUACAGAGUCAUUCCGAUUACGCGAGCGGAACCGAGUCGUGGAGCAUAAUGGGCGGGGGUGGAGCCGAUAAGUGCUGCUGCACAUGCGCUGGCGUCAAUCAGUACCCCAGAUCUGAUCACGUCCAUCACGGUGGCAAUCAAGAUGCAUGGGUUGGACAGAUACAAACUCCCAAACCAUCUCAUUGUGGGUUCGAUACUAAUACCUUAGAAUUGAAAUCGUUAGUUUCGGCCACUUCUUAUCAAAGAUGCCGUUGUGAAAUUAACCUGAACCGGGGUAAUAUGGACUCGUGCUGUGGCAGACCUAAUAUUGUCGUGUCUCGCGAAGAACAUCAUCUCAACGAUUGCUUACCCGCGUGUCAUCCGCGUUCGCUGCCCACCGAGUCAAUAAUGGACGACGCGGAAAGCAGCGUGAUGCUUUUACCCCCUUAUUUGCCACCGCCGCCUUCUCUCCUCACCCCUCUCAUGUUUCAAAAGGACGAAAUUUUUUCCCGGUAUUCUCCCAACACAGGAAUAACGAAUAACUCCUCGAGCAACAUCAAUCCUAAUCAAGUCAUUAAUAGGAAUUCUCCCUUAAGAAACAAGAACAAACAAUAUCAUCCGCUAAAAAGCUUUCGAAUACCAGCGCCUCCGAAAGAAAACCCGGCCCACAAAAGCAAUCACUCGAAAGCUCCCGAUCUAUUGUACCAAGCUUGCAAAAAGGAUCAAGAAAUUUUAUCGCUAUUGAAGAAAAAUACUAAGAGUACAGAGGACCUAAAUACAGAAAUGCAGAAUCUAGAGGGUCUAAUACAAGACAUGAACACGAUCACGUCCCAUAAUAUUAAUAAGGUUAACGCCGGUAAAAUUAAAUAGAAAGGGAAAAAAAAGAGACAUCAUAGCAGUUCACUCUAAAACAUGAUAAUAACCCUUGCUCAAAUAUUUAAAGAUGAACGAGAAGAAAAAAAAAUACUUUAAUUUAUAAUAUUUUCUUAGUCAAUAAAAUAAAAAUCGCCAAAUUCCAGCGCUACCACCGUCUUUUCAUAUUUGCUAAAAUGUACCAUCAUGUAACCCUACUCCCCACUAUCUUAUUUAUUUGUCUUAAAAAAAAAGUCUUAUUCUAUUAUAUUUCGAAUUAUCGAUCUCUUACUACUUAAAAACAAAAAAGCCAAUUCUCUUUUUAUCUUGUCACACACCUAUAAUAGAAUCUUAUCACAUCACCCCUUUAAAAAGAUGUUACACACCUAUACAUGUCAGAGGCGGAUCCAGAAAAUUUUCUAGAGGAUAGUCCCUCCAUUCCUUAAAUCCGCCAACUGAUGGUUUUUAUGAACCUGUUAAUUCAAAGCAGCUCUUAUUUAUUACCAAAGAUUUACUCUGAUCCUGCCAAGGAAUUUACCGGGGAAAACAACACUUAAAACAUUUUGUGCAAUCAUUUUUUAUUUAUUUGUAAAAUACUGCCCAAAGAUCAUUUAAAUUUUUUUUCUUAAUGGCGUAUAAUAUUUCACUUAUAUAUAUAUAUUAGAAUUUACAUUGCCCUACUCGUUUUUUUUAAUGAGAAAGAUAGAAAAAUAUUUAUAUUCAUACCUAAAAAUAUUU